This is a messenger RNA of Syzygium oleosum, 1036 nucleotides long. RefSeq lists its product as uncharacterized. Gene Ontology annotation, molecular function: ubiquitin binding. The transcript is spliced from 5 exons. Gene Ontology annotation, biological process: ubiquitin-dependent protein catabolic process via the multivesicular body sorting pathway. The coding region runs from base 84 to 731 and encodes 215 amino acids. The record is from RefSeq and is a predicted model, not a curated record. NCBI's taxonomy places the organism in Eukaryota, Viridiplantae, Streptophyta, Magnoliopsida, Myrtales, Myrtaceae. Gene Ontology annotation, cellular component: ESCRT I complex.
UCCUCCCUCCUUCCCAACGAUCCCGGCGGACCGUUUCUCUUCUUCUUCCUCUUCUUCUUCUUCGUCUUCUUCUUCUUCUUCAGAUGGACUACGAUUUCAGGAACAGCGCGCAGUAUCCGCUGUACAGGACCGCCUCGUCCACGCCGUCUUCCGCGCCUCCGCCGCCGAUGAUGUACGGGCACUCCGGGUACCCCAAGGUGGCGGCCCCGCCGCACGCCUCCGCCGCUCGCGCCUCCCCCUAUCCACACGCCGCUCAUCCUCCUCCGUCCUCCUCCUCGGCAGGAUUGGGCGUCAGGGUUGCUAUCAAGCCAGAGUACAGGAUUUCUCCUCCGCCCCAUCUUUCUCCACAAGUUGGAGAGAUAAGUCGAAGCAACUUCCAGUUUGACUUUGACUUUGAGAGAAAAAUUUUAGCUGAGGCAGAGAAAGAAAGCCAGAACUGGAGCAGGCUUGCCACGGAAAAUCUUCCAUCACGAACCACCGAGCCAACUCAAUCAGGUCGUGGUGGCGAUCCAGUCGUUAGUAAAUACAUUGCCUCCGGGCUUAGUCCUGAAGCUGUUUCUCUGGCAGUUGCAAAUUACGGGGACACUCCUGUUAAGGUUCGGGAAUUCGUAAAUGGGUACACUCUUUUGCGGGAAAUGGGGUUUUCGUCUAGCAGUGUUGCGGAAGCCUUGGUCACAUAUGAUAACGACACCGAAAAAGCAUUGACUCAUUUCCUCAAUGGCUCAUCUUGAUGCUAGCUGAUGAUAUUCCAGAUCAUAUUUUGCGGAAGUGAUGUUUCUUUUUCUUACUGUAUAGUCUUCUAUGCAUGAUGAAGUAUGUCAAAUUACAGGUUGACAAUAAUAUACAUCAUGUGAAAAAGGAUCUAAUGGCUGGGACAUGGUCAAAACAAUGUCUAAUGGCUUGCGUCCCAGCUUAGACUUAGAGGACACAUUUUAGAGAGGCACACUGUUGUUGAUCUAAGCAUUCUGGGAUACAUUGCGCUCAGGAUUGUACUCGUAUUAGUAAUAAGGAUCAUCAAUUACCGUUUUUUGGAAUA